AUGGUGCAGCAAAAUAUUCCAACCGACGUCGUCUCGCCAUUGAAAUUCCACAUCUUCGGCAGUGGAAUAUCAUUCAGCAUUUCACCAACCAUUCACAAUGCCGGCUUCAAACAUUAUGAUCUUCCUCAUACUUACGAUAUCCGCGAAUCACCGAACAUCGAUGGAGCUGCGGAGUUGAUUAUGGACAAACAAUUCGGUGGUGGAAGUGUGACUAUGCCACACAAGUUGGAAGUCCACAAGUACUGUACCGAUCAGACCGAUACAGCCCGGCUGAUUGGGGCUAUCAAUACCCUCGUGAUCAAGGGGAGUGGUGACAGUCGCACAGUCACCGGUGAAAAUACUGAUUGGUCUGGACUGCACACCAUCAUCACUGAGUAUUCGACCAAGACCAAUCAACAGCCAAAAGUUGGACUAGUCAUCGGAGCUGGAGGUGCAUCCAGAGCUGCAUUAUACGCCCUGUAUAAAUCAGGAAUUCAGCAAAUUUACGUCGUCAAUCGAACGAUGUCCAGGGCGGAGCAAGUGAAAAAGGACUUCGAAUCUGUGUUUGACAUCACCAUCCUUCCAAACUUGCAAGAGCUACCUCGCAUGCCAGAUGUGAUCAUUGGAACUAUUCCAGCGGGCGUUACCACUGAAUCUCAAUUCUCCUCAAUCUUUGGUGCUCGGGGACUUUGCAUUGAGAUGGCCUACAAGCCUCGGCAGACACCCCUUCUGGAUGCGGCGCAAAAGCAUGAGGGCUGGGAAACUGUUACGGGAGUUGAGGUACUUCUUGCUCAAGCGUAUGACCAAUUCGAACUUUGGACAGGUCUUGAGGCGCCCAAGAAAACGAUGGCGGAAGCCGUUGCUCAGCAUGAGCGAGAGAAGGCAAGGAAGGAAAAGGGCGGAAUGCUAUAG
Penicillium odoratum is the source of this 891-nucleotide messenger RNA. RefSeq names its product shikimate dehydrogenase family protein. The transcript has a single exon. Gene Ontology annotation, molecular function: shikimate 3-dehydrogenase (NADP+) activity. Gene Ontology annotation, cellular component: cytoplasm. NCBI's taxonomy places the organism in Eukaryota, Fungi, Ascomycota, Eurotiomycetes, Eurotiales, Aspergillaceae. The record is from RefSeq and is a predicted model, not a curated record. Bases 1 to 891 code for a protein of 296 amino acids. Gene Ontology annotation, biological process: chorismate biosynthetic process; shikimate metabolic process.